Messenger RNA from Colletotrichum lupini, 1716 nucleotides. RefSeq lists its product as uncharacterized. Lineage: Eukaryota; Fungi; Ascomycota; Sordariomycetes; Glomerellales; Glomerellaceae. The transcript is spliced from 16 exons. Bases 1 to 1716 code for a protein of 571 amino acids. The record is from RefSeq and is a predicted model, not a curated record.
AUGGAGUCGGUGCUGGGAUUGGAUAAAUCUAAACCCUGCGGUCUCUCUGGCCGUGACGAUGCGGCGAUCAAUCUGCUCGGCUCUUACGACGAUGACCGCACAUCAUCAUCUCUGAUGCGGUCAUUGGCGAGAGACAGUAAAGUCAUUAUUCAAGACGCGCUCACUCAGUCACUCCUCGAAGUCUGCUUUACGGAGGCCGAAGUGCCCGCUGCGCUUGGCGUUGCCUCCGUUCUCGGAGUCCACCCUUGGGCCAGCCUGUCAGGCAAAGACAAUAAGGGUAGCAUUGUAGUACCAACCUACGGAUACCUGGCUCUGAAGCACUCCACGAUGUACGUAAAUGUUGCUCUUUUUUCUCGCGUGGCUCGCACCCUCCCAUCACCCACUUCCGGGGCCCUCCACUUGGGAUCAGCCUAUUCACGAAGUGAGAAGUGUUGGGUCACGGGUGGUUGGCUUGUCGAUAGUAUCCAUACAGCAAUGGAGACUGGGAGACUGGAGACUGGGUGUAGACGAUCCCGAAAGCAGACGUUUCAAGCGAUUCCCCUAAGCCUUGAGAAAAGGAAGCGGCGGCUGGGGGUUCGGGGGUACCUCUUGAUCUCCCUGAUGAACUGCUCCAAGGCCAUUGGACGACUGGCGGUGACACCUGAAGCAGAUCUUACUGUGCCAUUGAUUGUGUGUAUUUAUGCGACUGAAUUGUGCAAGUUCAACCAAGACCUCGGCGAUCCUGACUCGUUGGUCUUCGCUUUUGCACUCCGUGGACACUGCCGAAAAGCCUCAUCAAACUUUAUGCAACUUUAUCCCACGGUCAUCACUGGUCACGCACAUCAUGCACUCGCCCGGUGGGCAACGGCAGCGACAUCGGCAGACCCUGAGAUCAAUUCCCUCGGGAUGUGGCUACGCUUGGCACCCACGCAGAGGGAUCAAAGCCCAUCGAUGGUGGAUCGCGCAGUCAACCAGGGCGGUGAUCCGUGGGAGAAGCCGGGCUGUCCCAAGAAACAAGGUCCGAGAUCGCAGGGUCGGAAUGGGGAUGGAAGCCGGAAAGCCACAGGAGCCAUCGAACGAUUUCCCCAGUGUGGGCUGGAGUGUGUGUUUGUGCGAGACACUGAGAGUCUGCGUGAGACUGUGAUGGGUAAUGACCGGGCGAGUGAGAAGGCGACGUACCUCUGGCAGGCAUUCCGCGCUGUCGCUCCAAUCCCCUCCUUCCUCCCCACCAUCCUCCGAAGUGUCGGAAGAAAGAGGAACAAGCCCGCAAUUCAAACAUUUCUUCACCUCAUCAACAUUGACUCUCCCACUUACACAUACCGACUUGACGAUUCUAUUUCCUGGCUUCACUUACACAGACAAGUACCUAUAACCACAAAGUCAGCUAUCCGAACCUCGCUGCCGACAUCAUCUUCCGGAACAGUGUCUGUUCUGUCACCCACUCGGCAACACGCGCGCGCCACCACGCCCGGGUAUCUGCUCGAUUCUGCUCGGCAUCAGCCCAGAUCGCCAAACAGUAGCAUCAUAUCAACUUAUACAGCGCCGAUUGCUCUCCGAACAGCACGUCUCGGUCUUACAACCAUCAAUUCGUCCCAUUUUCUUAUCAGAUCUCAAGAGCCGAGAGAGCGCCGAACCGCACCCUCGGAUUUACCAGCUGGCAAAAACAUUAGCAACCCACACCCAGCCAACUGGCUACCAGCUGUUAGCGGCGAUAUCCCACCACCUGACAGCGAAUGA